UGGAGUUGGUGCCCUCCAGUCCAGGAUCUGAAGACAGUGCUCUCCCUGCCCCGCUACCCAGGGGAGUUCCUGCACCCCGUGGUGUACGCGUGCACGGCGGUCAUGCUGCUCUGCCUCCUGGCCUCCGUCAUUACCUACAUCGUGCACCAGAGCGCCAUCCGCAUCAGUCGCCGGGGCCGGCACACGCUCCUGAACUUCUGCUUCCACGCAGCCCUGACCUUCACGGUGUUUGCCGGUGGCAUCAACCGCACCAAGUAUCCCAUCCUGUGCCAGGCGGUGGGCAUCGUGCUGCACUAUUCCACGCUGUCCACCAUGCUGUGGAUAGGAGUGACUGCCAGGAACAUCUACAAGCAGGUGACCAAGAAGGCCCCUCUGUGCCUGGACGCAGACCAGCCACCGUACCCCAGGCAGCCCCUGCUCAGGUUUUACCUCAUCAGUGGAGGGGUCCCCUUUAUCAUCUGUGGGGUCACGGCUGCCACGAACAUCAGGAAUUACGGGACAGAGGACGAAGACGCGGCGUACUGCUGGAUGGCCUGGGAGCCUAGCCUGGGCGCCUUCUACGGCCCAGCCGCCGUCAUUGCCCUGGUCACCUGCGUGUACUUCCUGGGCACCUACGUGCAGCUGCGGCGCCACCCAGGGCGCAGGUACGAGAUGCGCGCACAGUCCGAGGAGCAGCGGCGGCUGGCCACGCCCGACGGCAGCCGUGGGAUCCGGCCCAGCACCCCACCCGCACGCGAUGCCCCUGGCGCCUCGGUGCUGCAGAACGAGCACUCGUUCCAGGCACAGCUGCGCGCUGCCGCCUUCACGCUGUUCCUGUUCACGGCCACGUGGGCCUUUGGGGCGCUGGCCGUGUCCCAGGGCCACUUCCUGGACAUGGUCUUCAGCUGCCUGUACGGCGCCUUCUGCGUGACACUGGGGCUCUUCGUGCUCAUCCACCACUGCGCCAAGCGCGAGGACGUGUGGCAGUGCUGGUGGGCAUGCUGCCCACGCCGCAGGGAUGCCCACCCCGCACUCGAUGCCAACGGGGCCGCGCUGGGCCGUGCCGCCUGCCUGCAUUCGCCGGGCCUCGGCCAGCCACGGGGCUUCACGCACCCACCGGGACCCUGCAAGAUGACCAACCUGCAGGCCGCACAGGGCCACACCAGUUGUCUGUCCCCAGCCACCCCGUGCUGCGCCAAGAUGCAGGGCGAGCCACUGAUGGCGGACGAGGCACACAUGCACGCACAGGAGGGUGCCUUCGGGCACGACCCUCACCUGCACGGGUGCCUUCAGGGCAGAACUAAGCCGCCCUACUUUAGCCGGCACCCAGCAGAGGAGCCCGAGUAUGCCUACCACAUCCCGUCCAGCCUGGACGGCAGCCCCCGAAGCUCGCGCACAGACAGCCCCCCCAGCUCUCUGGAUGGCCCAGCAGGGGCACACACGCUGGCCUGCUGCACCCAGGGUGACCCCUUCCCCAUGGUCAGCCAGCCUGAGGGCAGCGAUGGGAGCCCUGCCCUCUACAGCUGCCCCACACAGCUGGGCAGGGAGGCAGCGCUUGGGCCCGGCCACCUGGAGAUGCUGCGGAGGACACAGUCCCUGCCCUUUGGUGGCCCCAGCCAGAAUGGGCUGCCCAAGGGUAACUUGCUAGAAGGCCUGCCGUUUGGCACCGAUGGGACCGGCAACAUCCGAACAGGACCCUGGAAAAAUGAAACUACUGUGUAGGCGGAGCAGGGGACACAGUGUUCCUGGAGGAACUUCAGAGCAGAGUGGGGGGCCCAUCUGCCACAUGAGGUCACUGGGGGCACCAAAGUGACCCCACCUUUCAGAAGCAGUUCACACCCCCGCCCCCUUCCUUGUGAAAGACCUCAGCGGGGAAAAGCUCUGGGCCACGCCCACUCCUUUUGUCCCAAUUC
This is a messenger RNA of Rhinopithecus roxellana (golden snub-nosed monkey), 1892 nucleotides long. RefSeq names its product adhesion G protein-coupled receptor A1 (gene ADGRA1). The transcript has 6 exons. Gene Ontology annotation, biological process: cell surface receptor signaling pathway; G protein-coupled receptor signaling pathway. The coding region runs from base 103 to 1701 and encodes 532 amino acids. NCBI's taxonomy places the organism in Eukaryota, Metazoa, Chordata, Mammalia, Primates, Cercopithecidae. The record is from RefSeq and is a predicted model, not a curated record. Gene Ontology annotation, molecular function: G protein-coupled receptor activity. Gene Ontology annotation, cellular component: postsynaptic density; glutamatergic synapse; plasma membrane.